Messenger RNA from Ipomoea nil (Japanese morning glory), 1779 nucleotides. Its product is annotated as protein FAR1-RELATED SEQUENCE 5-like. The transcript is spliced from 5 exons. The record is from RefSeq and is a predicted model, not a curated record. NCBI's taxonomy places the organism in Eukaryota, Viridiplantae, Streptophyta, Magnoliopsida, Solanales, Convolvulaceae. Bases 1 to 1779 code for a protein of 592 amino acids.
AUGGAGGAUGGAACAGAGCAAUCAAAUUCUGCAGUUGGUGCUGGGCAUUCGAUUCAAGGUGUUUUGCAUCUUGCUAUUGUUUUUGCAUUUGCUCCUUUUGCUUUUUUGUAUGAUUUUGUGAUUCAUUUUAGUGAAGGCAUUGUGGAUGGUUCAGUGAGUUCAGAUCAAGCAGAUGUAGACAAUGAUGGAUCUUCAUCAAUUCCAGUUGAUCAAGAUUUGGUUGGUUUGGUAGUAAGUAAUGUUGAUGAGGCUUUUGAGUUGUAUAACAAUUAUGCAUAUAGACUUGGUUUUAGUGUGAGGAAGGGUCAUCAACGCUACAAGGGAUCUACUAAGACAAUUCAAAUGAAGAACUUUUGUUGUUCUAAGUCUGGUUAUAAGGCAAACAGUGGGGUUAAGGCUUAUUCCAAAAUUGACACAAGGACAGGGUGUGAAGCAUUUGUUCAGUUUGAUGUGGGUGAUGAUGGGUUGUGGACAGUUACAAAACACGAGAAAGUGCACAAUCACGAGUUAUGUGUGUUCAACAAGAGUCAUCUACUUCGUUCACAUAGGAGUGUCGGAGAUAAUCAGCUCUUAUAUUUACAAGGUUUGAAGGACAGUGGAGUUGCACUGGCGGAUGGUAUUAGGUUCCUAAAACACCAAUCAGGGGGGUCCCCAUUAGUUAGUUUCACCAGUAGAGAUGUUUAUAAUUCAAUGGCUGCUGAUAUAGUUAAGCGAUUGGAUGGAACGGAUUCUAACUCUUUAAUUGAAAUUUUUAGGAGGAGGCAGUCUACCGAGUCUGAUUUUUUCUUUGAUUUUGAACUUGAUUUGGAUGCAAGAUUGUGCAGUUUCUUUUGGAGGGAUGGUCAAAUGAGACGAGAUUAUGAGAUGUUUGGGGAUUUUUUAGUGUAUGAUACGACAUAUCGCACAAACAAAUAUGAUAUGAUUUAUGGCCCUUUCGUAGGGAUGAAUCAUCAUUGCAUGAACGUAAUGUUUGGAUGCGGGUUUUUGAUGAACGAGAGGAUAGAAUCGUUUGUGUGGCUGUUUAAAGUGUUUUUAAGAUCUAUGGGUGGCAAGUAUCCGCAGUCUAUUAUGACAUAUCAAUGUGCAGUUAUGGCUGCUGCUAUAUCUAAAGUGUUUCCAACAUCACGUCACCGUCUUUGCAUAUGGCAUAUUGGCAAUGCUUGUCAUCAAGAAAUGGUGUUGAAUGAUGGCCAUCAACAGAAGUAUCACGUGUGGCGGCCAGAUAUAGACAUUACAAGUAUCCCUGACAAAUAUGUCCUUAAAAGAUGGACUAAAAAGGUUAUUGAUGGUAGGAAUGUCAACAUUGAUUCUAUAGUUUAUAAUGUUGGCAUCCCUCCAUCAAUUUGGGUGUUCGAUAUUAGUAGGAAAUUUCAAAGAUUAGUUGUUUCUAGUCAUGAUAGUAGUGUAGCUAGGAAACUGUGUGAUGAAGCUGUUGAUGAUGUAAAGAAAAAGGUUGAAGCCGAGAUUGGGUAUGUGCAUAUUGAAGAGUGUGGUGUUUCAUCUUCAAGUGGUAGUGUACAAAAUCCUUCAAGCCGGAGAUUGAAAGGUGAGCGUAAUAAAAGGAGGAGUGGUGUUAUUGAAAAGAAGUACAGUCUUGCAAGGGGGAGAAGGAGUGCUGCAAAUCAAGCUGCAUUGAGUACAAAGGGUGCUGUCCAGUCUUUGGUGUUGGAAGACAUAUCCAAGCUUGCUGGGGAUGGAUACCUCGUACAUCCAAGUUCUUCGAGUUCAGAUUUUGUUCAGUUUAGUAAGGGUUUAGAUGACAAUGUAGGUGUAGAUUGA